This is a messenger RNA of Seminavis robusta, 1305 nucleotides long. Lineage: Eukaryota; Bacillariophyta; Bacillariophyceae; Naviculales; Naviculaceae. The record is from the annotation of a GenBank genome assembly.
AUGGCAUCUGGCAACCGCCUCGCUCAAUUGAAAGAGACUCUCAAGUUGAUGGAAGACUUUCAGCUUCCAGAAGACAUUCAAGCAGCUUUUUCGAGUGAAUCCUUGAAUCCAGAAUUGCUGCGGAGAUACAACACCGCCCGCGAUGAAUAUUUGCGUCGCCGGAUCCAAGAAGAGUUCUUGGAUUACAUGGAAACAUUUGAUGGAGAUACAAUUCUCGAAAUUCCCGAACUGCCCACCGAAGAGCAACAGGCAGAAUUGGACAAGACAUUGCAGGAGCUACAAACCGAUUUGAACCAGGCGGCACAAGCCAUUCACCAGCAAGCUUUGGAGCUCCAACAGAAACAUGAAACGUUUUGUCUGCAAAGAGAGGAAUUGCGGAAAAUGGAAGAAAGUGCCAAAAUUGAAGCCGACGCUGAAAAAACGGAAGCUCAAGUCAAGGAAAUGCUGGGAGGCCAGGAACCACCGUCACCCACUGCGCUGCAGGCCGAAACGGAAGAAACCAACAAAACAUUGGCCGAGUUCCAAAAAAUGCAAGAUUUCUACGACGGGCUGCGACUCAUGAUGGAGGAACUCACGGGCAUUCAACUGGUAAAAACUACCACAACAACCGCAAAAGAAUCGGACGACUCUGAUGAAGGAGCAGCAACCCCUCCUUCUGUGAUUUUUCAUGUGCGUCUCCUACAGAAGCACGACGUGAGUGUCACACUCUGUCCAGACCCGAACAAACCAGAGGAGCUUCGAGUCAAGUCAGCAAAAUUUCUGACGUCGACAGAGGUCUACGCUCCUAAGGAAGCCGGAAAGGAUCAGAAGGAUGAAAACAAGGAGAAUGCUUUGAAAUUGACCAUUCCGAACCUAGAGGACUUGGUCAAGCUGAGUGCCAUCUUCCCUGCCGGCGACGACCUCCGAUUUGUCAUUCGAGAAACAAUGGCCCGUGUACGUGUGACAGAAGCACAGGUUGUGGAGUUGGCAGAAUUGGACAAAUUCGUCUUGACCAGAAUUGAGAAACCGUGCGGUCUGGAACAACCCCUUGUGUGCAGCCUCAAUGAAGAAUGCAUCACUGUAGUCUUGCGGUUGUCGCCCGAUUGCCCCAUUGUCCCGGGUAGCGUUUACAUUCAUCAUAUGGUUGGACUUGGCUGGGAUGACGACAAAGUUGAACUGGUGAAAGCAAAUGUUUCCAAAAAGCUCUUCCAGAGACCAAUCGCAGUGAUCCAAGGGGUCAAAGCAGAAAUUGCUCGGCUCCGAGAGGAAGAGGGUUUGACCGUCCCCAGCACUCCUGUUCUCCCGCUGCGAAAGAAAAACAAUUGA